Molecule: messenger RNA, 598 nt
Organism: Lutzomyia longipalpis
Lineage: Eukaryota; Metazoa; Arthropoda; Insecta; Diptera; Psychodidae
Gene: Cib2
Product: calcium and integrin-binding family member 2
Exons: 3
Coding region: 1-570 (189 amino acids)
Molecular function (GO): calcium ion binding
Source: RefSeq, a predicted model, not a curated record
AUGGGGAACAAGAUAGCCACGUUCACGGAUCAGCAGCUCAAUGACUAUCAGGAUUGUACAUUUUUUACCCGAAAGGAAAUCCUUCGUGUGCAUAAACGCUUCCGGGAUAUUCGUCCGGAUCUCGUGCCUAAGCAAAUGACCGAAGGGCAGGCAUCCACAGUUAAGAUUCCCAGGGAAUACAUAGAGAGGCUACCAGAGCUGAGAGAGAAUCCUUUCAGGAAGAACAUUUGUGAGGCAUUUUCACGCGAUGGUCAAGGAAAUCUCACAUUUGAGGACUUCCUGGAUCUUCUAUCGGUCUUCAGUGAACAAGCUCCGAGGGAUAUCAAAAUUUACUACGCCUUCAAGAUUUAUGACUUCGACAAGGAUGGCUUCAUUGGGCAAUCAGACCUGAAAGGUGUGCUUGAGGCCCUAACACGCAACGAAUUGACUCCUGAGGAGCAUCAACAGAUUGCUGAUAAAGUUAUUGAGGAAGCAGAUGUCGAUGGUGAUGGAAAGUUGUCUGAAUUGGAAUUUGAGCACGUCAUUCUCCGUGCACCGGAUUUUCUAACGACUUUCCACAUUCGCAUUUAAACAGCGCGCCAAGGUAGCAACAAGUGGG